This is a messenger RNA of Acromyrmex echinatior (Panamanian leafcutter ant), 3037 nucleotides long. It is a transcript of the gene C1GalTA, whose product is annotated as Glycoprotein-N-acetylgalactosamine 3-beta-galactosyltransferase 1. The record is from RefSeq and is a predicted model, not a curated record. Gene Ontology annotation, cellular component: membrane. Gene Ontology annotation, molecular function: N-acetylgalactosaminide beta-1,3-galactosyltransferase activity. Lineage: Eukaryota; Metazoa; Arthropoda; Insecta; Hymenoptera; Formicidae.
CUGUUGUUUGAUCUCUUUAUCAAACUGAAUUCUUCAACGUCGAAUAUUAAUGGUUGUCAUUCGCGUUUUUAUUAAUAUUAACAGAACACGAUAACUCAUCGUGCUGCUAAUUUUAGCGGAUCCUGUAUAUACACGAGAAUGGCAAUCAUCAAUCGUAAUUACUAACCGCAGCUGCGAAAUAACAAAGUAGAGAUCGUUGAUAAAUAUGCGAGAAUCGACAAAUAAUAACUUUGUCUCCCUUGAGCGCGCGUGGAAAAAAUAUAUGCUGACAAACGCAUAAUUUCGGGAUAAUCUCCACGCGAUAAUGGUAUGAAGAGAUUCCGCGGCAUGCUGCGCUUUGCGAUACGACAGACCCGACAGGACAGACGCACACAUGCACGUAUCACGCACAUGUUAUACACGUAUAUACCGGAUGACGAAUUGAAUCGUAUCAGGUCAUAUCGCGUCGGUGGUUUGUUUCCUCCGCGCUCUCGGCAUUUCCUCGCGAUAUGGAAAUAUCGGCGUAAUGGCCGUAUACAUCGUCACGUCACGAACAUCACGAGUCGAAUGGAGACGGCCUCGGUGCACGCUAUGCAAUACUUUCCAAUCAAUCUCCAGUCCUCUGAAUUGAAGAUACUACAUUAUAUAUACGCUUAUAUAUACAACUCUUAGCACUCAUACUUAGCUGACUAAAAAUGCGAGAAGCAUGAAAAGAUAUGCUCAGCGAAGAUUACCUACAUUAUUGUAAGUGACGAGUUCAAUAUAUGAGCUUAGAAAUGGCCUUGAAGAGUUUAUCGUAUUAUCAAGACAUCUUGUUGAUCAGAAGGCAGUAAUAAAGUAUCAUAUCAUGCAUUUAUACAAUUAAAAAUGAAUGCGAAGGAGACUGCAAUUUAUAUUCAAGCAUUUAUAGUGUUAUUGAGUUGAACCAAUUUAUAUUAUAUAUCAUGGUGCAGCAGCGGCUACCUAGUUUCGAUGUUGUUCACACAGGUGGUCGAAGUGGACGGCGAUUUAUAUUAACACUCGUUGCUGGAACGGUUUUCGGCUUUUUAUCAGCAUGUUUGCUCAUUACAUCUACGAGAGAUGUACCGCAUAUGUUUAAUUGGGUACCAGGUAGUUCUGGCCUUUCUAGAGAUCCUCAUCAUUAUUUAGAACUAGAAUCAGAGGUUGGCCCUGAAACAGAAGUGAAAUUUCAUGGUGAUGAUGAAGAUUUCCACAAAGGAGAAGAUAGAAUAGCUCAGGAUAUGGCGAGAAAAGUACGUGUCCUUUGCUGGAUUAUGACAGGUCCAAAGAACCAUCAGAGCAAGGCUCGUCACGUGAAAGCGACAUGGGGAAAACGUUGCAAUGUACUUCUUUUCAUGAGUUCUGCGGCAGAUGCCAGCUUACCCACUGUAGUGUUGCCAGUAAAGGAAGGUAGAGAUAAUCUAUGGGCUAAAACCAAAGAAGCGUUUAAAUACGCUUACGAGAAGUACAAAGAUAAAGUAGAUUGGUUCAUGAAAGCUGACGAUGAUACCUAUGUGGUGGUAGAAAAUUUACGAUAUAUGUUAUCGUCAUAUAAUCCAAAUUCAUCAUUGUACUUCGGAUGCAGAUUUAAACCUUUCGUAAAGCAAGGUUACAUGAGCGGUGGCGCAGGAUAUGUACUUAGUAAGGAAGGCUUACGCAAGUUCGUGGAAGAAGGUUUACCCGAUAAGACAAAAUGCCGGCCGGAUAAUGGCGGCGCCGAGGACGUGGAGAUGGGAAAAUGUCUCGAAAAAAUUGGUGUACGCGCGAUGGAUACCAGAGAUCCUCACGGGCGCGGUAGAUUCUUUCCGUUUGUGCCGGAACAUCACUUGAUCCCAAAUCAUGUAGAUAAAAAUUUCUGGUAUUGGAAGUAUAUCUAUUAUGAUACCAAGGAUGGAUUGAAUUGCUGUUCAGACAGUGCUGUUUCAUUCCAUUACGUGUCACCGAACAUGAUGUAUGUUCUGGAAUAUCUGAUUUACCAUUUGAGGCCAUAUGGUAUCAGUCACAGCCUGGAGAGAUCCUCUCCGGAUCGACCGUCGACGUUGAUCGAAUACUAGUCCGUACACUGUCGUAAAUAAAUCGUAAGAUUCUGUAAUUUUUAUUUUAUACAUGAUACUAGUCCAUUCGAGCCAACGAUAUAUAAAUGUAAUAUAUUCUCAGCGGAUGAAAAGUGUGAUAUAUCGUACUUCUUAAACACAUGAAGUCUUUAUACGUAUCUGUGUUAAAAAACACUGGCCAUAAUGGAUAUAGUUAUAGACUAGAAAAGAUAGGGAGAUAGUGCAAGCACAAUAGAUAUGCGUAGAGAUUCAGAAUUUUUUUUUAGAACGAAAUUACGACAGUUAAAUUUUAUAAGAUGCGAUGUGAUAAUAAUUUCUUAAGAAUUUAAACUGAAUAAAACGUAUGAUCCUUAGAAUAAAUGUCGUAUUUUAAUAUAUAUGUCGUCGAAGAAUAGUGCCGCGUAUUUUCCUUUCUUUUUAAAGGUAUUUAAAAGUAUCACGUUUUAUUUUCCUUUAAAAAAAAAAUACUUUUAUCUACCUAAUUAGCAAUGUAAAGAUAUACAGCACCAUUAGAUAUCGAGUAGAAAGAUAUUAGUACACAAGACUCGAAAUGAUAAGAGCAAUCACUUGACAAAUGAAAAAAAUUCAAUUGUUCAAUUGUUUUUUUUGCAUGUUCAUGGAAGCGGAAAACAUUUUUUCUACUGUGCUUGCGAGACAAUUUUUCGGGCGCUACAAAUACGAGAAAAAAAUCACAUAUGUAAUUAUAUAUAUAUACACAUAAAACUGUAUUUCGUAAUAUUAAUAUAAUAAUGAUAAUAAUAAUUUUAAUAAUAAUAAUAAUCCCAAUAAUGACGUACUACCCAGUAAUAAAUACUAUAGAUACAGAGUGAGUGUGGGUGUGAGUAAAUUAACCAAUUAAUUAGGGAGUUAGGGGUUCUAUGUACAAGUCAUAUUUGUACUAUGCGACUGACGCAAUUGGCCACCGUGGCUCCACUCAGACGCGCCCCACAAUUUCUCUCUUCGUGUCUUUUCUUCUUUUUUUGCAUUCAAAGUUAAAUUGGAGG